GCCCCCUGAUCCUGUGACUGGGGGCUGGGGGAGGGCCGCGCACUGAGAAGCAAGGAAGGCUCCCUGGAGGAGGCGGGCUUUGGGCUGAGGAGGGUGGCCUGGGCACGGUGGGGCCCGUGACCCAGGCACCUAGGCAGGGUCUCCUCACGUUUGCUGGCCUGGGGCGUCAGGGUCUCUGGUUGGGGCGGGUGGGCCCGCGUUGGGUCCCAGGCGUCAGCGCAGAGUCCUCCUGGGGUGGGUGGUGGACUCUGGAUGUAGGCAAGGGGCAGGGAGGUGGAGGUCCUGGGGUCCUUGGGAGGCUGGCCAGCGCUUCUGCCAGUCUGGAGUUUGGCCCUGGCCGCCUGCCCCAGUGGCGUUCGCUGUCCCGCACCCUGGCACGUGCGGAGCCACGAGCAGAAGCCACUUCCCUGCCCUGCCUGCCCCCCCCUUCCCAGGCUGACUGGACGCACAUCCUGUCCCCGCCUGGGAUGGGGCCUUGAGUCACAGCGGCCUGGGGUGGACCCAGGCUCGGCUGCAGAGGCGGCUGCGUCUGCGGAGGCUGCGGCUUUGGCCUUGCUGACUGCUCGCCUGCCGGCUGGCUGGCCCUCAGGGCCAUCGGGCACCGCCCACCUUCUUCCCCGGCAAGCCAGAGCUGAAGCGCUGCAGCAUGGCGCGCGGCUGCCUGCAGGGCGUCAAGUACCUCAUGUUCGCCUUCAACCUGCUCUUCUGGCUGGGCGGCUGCGGCAUCCUCGGCGUGGGCAUCUGGCUAGCGGCCACGCAGGGCAACUUCGCCACCCUGUCCUCCUCCUUCCCAUCGCUGUCGGCCGCCAACCUGCUCAUCGUCACUGGCACCUUUGUGAUGGCCAUCGGCUUCGUGGGCUGCAUCGGGGCCAUCAAGGAGAACAGAUGCCUUCUGCUCACCUUCUUCGUGGCACUGCUGCUGGUGUUCCUGCUCGAGGCCUGCAUCACCAUCCUCUUCUUCGCCUACACUGACAAGGGUGGCCCUGCCGUCCUGCAGAUCGACAAGUAUGCCCAGCGGGACCUGAAGAAGGGCCUGCACCUGUACGGCACUCCGGGCAACGUGGGCCUCACCAACGCCUGGAGCAUCAUCCAGACUGACUUCCGCUGCUGCGGGGUCUCCAACUACACUGACUGGUUCGAGGUCUACAAUGCCACGCGCGUGCCUGACUCCUGCUGCCUGGAGUUCAGCGAGAGCUGCGGGCUGCACGCGCCUGGCACCUGGUGGAAAGCGCCGUGUUACGAGACCGUGAAGAUGUGGCUCCAGGAGAACCUGCUGGCUGUGGGCGUCUUCGGGCUGUGCACGGCCCUGGUGCAGAUCUUGGGCCUGACCUUCGCCAUGACCAUGUACUGCCAGGUGGUGAAGGCGGACACCUACUGUGCGUAGCUGCCCGCCACGCAGCUUCGCUGCCAAAGGCCGCCGCCCACCUGGGGGACGGCCGUGCCCCCGUCUGCCUCUCUUGCUGCAGGACCUCUCACCAGCCUCAGGAGUGCCAUGCCCGAGCGGGCGGCCAACGACCAGCCACACACACCCCCGGGGCCGGGGUCUGCAGGGGUUUCUGGCGUUUUCCUCGUCCAAGUGUUCUCCACCAGCCCUGUCUGGGGCAGGGGGUGGGAGGUGAGGGGCGCCCCACUGGCCCUGGUGCUGGAGACGGGCCACAGGCUGCUCCCCACACCCCACAGCGGGGCCGUGGCGGGCUCCGGGCACGUCUAAUAAAGUGUGGGCAGCAGCC
Cervus elaphus (red deer) is the source of this 1730-nucleotide messenger RNA. It is a transcript of the gene TSPAN4, whose product is annotated as tetraspanin 4. Gene Ontology annotation, cellular component: membrane. Lineage: Eukaryota; Metazoa; Chordata; Mammalia; Artiodactyla; Cervidae. The record is from RefSeq and is a predicted model, not a curated record. The transcript has 9 exons. The coding region runs from base 647 to 1384 and encodes 245 amino acids.